CUUCGGACACGACGUGCGGGGAACGGCCUGAACCGUCGCGCGCGUGGCGUGGCAUUUCAGGGCGUAUCUUCGAAGCCAUGCCUGAAGUCACCCAAAGCAAAUAACAGCACAUCUGUGCAUCAGCCAAGCUUUUAUUCAAAAGCGGAGGCUAUGCCCUAUACGAAUACCGGGAUUUGGUCACACACCAGUCUCCUCAAAAUGAACGGUAUCCCUUUCCAACACGGCCGGUCAGGGCUGCCCACGCACCAUAGCACGGAUUCGUACUGGCAUCGUGAUCCGUCCAAGAAGUUGUGGGGCCACCAGACCACCAAAAGUCUCCCACCCACCGCUGAUGUUGUGGUCAUUGGGAGCGGCAUCACGGGCACUUUUGCCGCGCGGGAGCUAGUCGCAGGUGGAAGGGAGGUUGUUAUGCUUGAGGCGCGGGAGGCAUGCUGGGGAGCGACAGGGCGGAAUGGUGGACACUGCCAUCCUGGGGUCUGGAACAACAGCCCCGAGGUUGCCCGCUUCGAGCUCGCCACGUUUGAUCUGAUCAAAGCCCUUGUCGCCAAAUACGAUAUCCCUUGCGACUGGCAAGUCGUCGGCAGUUUGCAGCCCAUCUUUGACCCGGAGGUUCUACGUGUCGCGCAAAGGCGAAUCAAACGCCUCCAAGCACACCGAGAUCUCCGCGAUAAGGCUGUUCUUAUUCUAGACAAGGAUGAGCUUGUGUCCCGGCGCGUGCCGGAGGCUAUUGCCGCUGUUUACCACCCGAAUGCCGCGAAAUGCUGGCCGUACAAACUUGUCGCGUGGUUGCUGGAGCAACUUCUGAAUGAGCAUUGCGCCACUGCAUUUAAUCUACAGACAAAUACGCCCGUGACGAUGCUCCACCGACGCGGCGCAGGGUGGCUUGUGCAUACAGACAGGGGCACAAUUUGUGCUCGAGAUGUGCUCCUAGCGAGUAAUGCUUACACCUCGUACUUACUGCCCAAGUUGACGGGUCUUAUUGUACCGAUGCGAGGGCAGGUCUGUGCAUUCGAUCCACCACGACCCUCGAGGCCACUACCGCACAGCUACCUCUGGAUCAAGGAUUCGAACCAGCAGUACUUGACUCACCAUUACUUAAUCCAGCGGGGGCAUGAAGGAGCGCAGAAAUCGGAUGGAGUAGACGAUGAAAUCAUAUUUGGCAUUGAUCUUGCCGCCCCAACGGGGGAUGAGGGCGUGUCGCGGGAUGACGAAGUCAACCCGAUUCUGAGUCAGUUGCUGCGUAGUAGCCUGAGACGCGCAGUGCAACUGCCCACUGGGCCUGAAGCUGGGAAAGACGCGCUACGCACGGCAUAUGAGUGGACGGGUAUCAUGGGCUAUUCUCUUGACGGCAACCCUUGGGUUGGAGCCGUCCCGGGCGUGCUGGUGACUGAUCUCGAGCCUGGAGACGAAGCUGAUGGAUUGUGGAUUAGCGCCGGAUAUACGGGGCAUGGCAUGCCGGUAGCAGCACGGUGUGGCAUCGCAGUCGCGCAGAUGAUGUUAGGGAAGGAGGGAGGUGUGAAAGUGCCAGAGCCUUGGGCGGCAAGUGAGGAGAGAGUGAGAAGUGCUAGAGAGAUGAAGUUUCCAAGGACGGUUGAGGAUAUGGCUAAAAGUCUCGCCACUGAUGACGCAUAGUUAUGAGC
Purpureocillium takamizusanense is the source of this 1640-nucleotide messenger RNA. RefSeq lists its product as uncharacterized. NCBI's taxonomy places the organism in Eukaryota, Fungi, Ascomycota, Sordariomycetes, Hypocreales, Ophiocordycipitaceae. The transcript is spliced from 2 exons. Gene Ontology annotation, cellular component: cytoplasm. Gene Ontology annotation, molecular function: oxidoreductase activity. The record is from RefSeq and is a predicted model, not a curated record. The coding region runs from base 151 to 1632 and encodes 493 amino acids.